AUGAUGGAACUUGAAGAACAACAUUUAAUUCGUGCACUCAAAUAUCUAACACAAACUAAUAGUUGUGAAUUGUCACAAAAGGAAUGUAAAAUUAUUUUAAAUGAAAUUCUUUCUCAAAAUUUAAAUGAUGAAAACAUAAGAGACUUGAUAAUAAAUAUAAAAUCAGGUAUACAAGGAAAUAAACAUAAUUAUGUGGAAAAUUUCAUUUUAAGUCCUUCCAUGUUAUAUUUACUUAUAAAUAAACAAUUAAAAAAGUAUGAUUUAGAAACAAUUUUUAAGGAUUUCUUUAAUUGUAUACAAAAUAAUAAUGAAAUAAAUUCAGACGAUUUAAAAACGUUCUUAAAUCUGUGUAAUAAAAAUAUGUCACGUAAUUCGUCAAUAGAUUUUACUAAAAUUAAUUUAAAUAUGAUCAAAUUAAAAGAGCCCAUGAAUUAUAAUAUUUUUAUAAAUAUGAUGGAACAAUAUCUAAAAAAAAAAGACGACAAUGUUUAA
Plasmodium falciparum 3D7 is the source of this 492-nucleotide messenger RNA. The record is from RefSeq and is a predicted model, not a curated record. Lineage: Eukaryota; Apicomplexa; Aconoidasida; Haemosporida; Plasmodiidae.